This is a messenger RNA of Entamoeba dispar SAW760, 1380 nucleotides long. RefSeq lists its product as uncharacterized. The transcript has a single exon. The record is from RefSeq and is a predicted model, not a curated record. Gene Ontology annotation, molecular function: RNA binding. Gene Ontology annotation, cellular component: nucleolus; 90S preribosome; preribosome, small subunit precursor. Gene Ontology annotation, biological process: endonucleolytic cleavage in 5'-ETS of tricistronic rRNA transcript (SSU-rRNA, 5.8S rRNA, LSU-rRNA); endonucleolytic cleavage in ITS1 to separate SSU-rRNA from 5.8S rRNA and LSU-rRNA from tricistronic rRNA transcript (SSU-rRNA, 5.8S rRNA, LSU-rRNA); ribosomal small subunit export from nucleus. Lineage: Eukaryota; Evosea; Mastigamoebida; Endamoebidae. Bases 1 to 1380 code for a protein of 459 amino acids.
AUGAGUGAAACAUAUAGAUAUCUUGAAGAACUCAGUAGAAUUGUUAAAGUAGAUGAAGAAAAUAGAGAAAGUAUUAUUUGGAAUAGUGUUGAAGGGAUUAAAGGAGAAGAAGAUAGUAUAUUUUGUAAUAAAAAAGGAUCAUUUUUAGUAGAAGAAUUUGUGGGGAUGUAUGGAAGAGAAGAAUUGGAUGAAAUGAUGAAAAGUAUUGGGAAUGAGAAAUAUUACAUAAUAAUAAAUGAUGCCAUGGGAUCAAGAGUAAUAGAAAGUAUUUAUAAAAGAUAUUUAAUGAUAAUUGGAACAAUGAAAGAAAAAGAAAUAGAAGAGAGUAAUAAAAUAAUAACAGAACCAAUAUAUAAAAUAAUAAAAGAAGAAGAAAAAGAGAAUAAAAUGGAAGAAGAAAAGAAAUACACAAUAAAAGAAAUAAUUACAGGAAAAUAUUCAGCACAUGUUAUUAGUGAAAUGAUUGAAGUAAUGAAUCAAUAUUCAAUGAAUGAAAGAAAUAAAGAAAUAAUAGAAAAAAUAAGUGAAUAUGUAAUAGAUGAAGAAACACAUGAAAUAGAAAUAGAAAGUAUUCCAAUUAUAAUUCAAUUAAUCAGAAAUAGAAUGAGUAAUAUUGGAAAACAAAUGAUUAGAAUUAUUAAUAAUAAUUCAAUUCCAAUUAAUGACCCAAAUUGGUCUAUAAUUGUAGAAGAAAGUAUUAAAGUAAUGGAUGAUAUUAAUUUAAAAAUAUUUAGUCAAAAAUAUAUUACACCAGAAAUAAUUAAUGAUGGAAUUGGAAAUCAUGUAAUUCAAAUAUUUAUUGAAAAAAGUGAAGAAAUAAAAGAAGUAAUUGAAAAGAUAAUGAAAGAAAUAGAUAUUAUUAUUUCAAAGAAAUAUUUUAUGUUAAUAGUUAAUGUUAUGAAAAAUAUUAGAAAAAUUGGUAAUAAAAAAGAAGAAGAUGAAUUUAUUAAAAGAAUUAAAAAUCAUUUAUGUGGAAGAGGAAAUAUUUUUGAAGAAGGAAGAAAAGAAUGGAUGAAAGGAAAAAGAGAAUUUAUUGAGUAUGGUUAUUGUAUGAUUCUUGAAAUUUUAAUUGAACAAAGAAAGAAAGAAAUGAUGAAAGAAUUUUAUCAAUUAAAAGAACAAAGAAUUGAAGAAUAUAUUAAUCAUAAAGAAGGAAGUCAUGUUGUUGAAAAAAUAAUUGAAUAUAAUACUAACGAAGAAAAUAAUCAAUUAAUUGAAAUGAUAAGAGGAAAAAUUUGGAGAAUUAGUAUGAAUAAAAAUGGUUCAUUUGUUAUUGAAAAAUUAUUUAUUAAAAGUUCAAUUGAUGGUAAAUUAAAAAUUAUUGAAGAAAUGAAUAGUAAUUAUGAAGAAAUUGAAAAAAUUUCAUUGGAAGAAAAGUAA